AAGGAUGCUGCUUACUGAAAGAAGCAAAAAAAUUGAAGAUUUUAACUUCAGUCUGAAGUUGUUGCACUACCUAAGUGCUAACCUGGUUGCAUUUCCAAUGCUCUAAUCAUUUGGAUUACAUUGCAACACAAUUCUGUAAUAUCCCUUGAUACCACAUCAAACAAAACAUUUCAAAGUUAUAAUGAGAACGGACGUUAUUUGCCACAGUUUUGGUUUUUUCCUCCAUUGUCGCCGCCAGUCUGUAAUAUUCUUUGAAAAUCUCUCAUAGUUCCAGUAGUCAUCUUGCCUUGCGAUUCAAUUUGUGUGCCUCCUCCACAAACACAACAAGCCUCAUUAGCUGGAAUUCCUCCGCCUAACUUCAUGCCCAUGUCUGCACAAAGUCUUUCAGACUCGUAAUCUGAACAUGUCUUUCCAGUUUCAGAUUCAACCCAGCCUUCUUUGUCCACACAGCGAUCGUGAACAUCGGGACAAUAGUCAUCCCAACCCAUACGAUAUGUUGCAAUAGUUGCUUUAUUUUCCUCCAACCAAUCAGGAGUAUUCUUGAAGACGUCGCAAAGGCACAUGAAAAGUUCCCCGUUUUCUUCAUUCUUCUCGGAGAGAUAUCGCCGAGUACUUUCGUCGAUCACCAAACUUUUCAGCAGGCCAAUAGCAGCCCACGGCACAAUUUCGGGAUGUGAAAUCGAAUUUGGAUACGUAGCUCUUCCAGGCCAAGAAUAUGUCUCAUCGUGAGGGGAGUUCACUGGACCACCACAGAUGAAGUAAUUCAAAAGAUUCCUGAAACUUCGUGCAUCCUUUUCUUUGAUUUGAUCCAUGAUUUUCGAACGAAUUUCCUUGUCAACCGUGGACAUUUUUUUUACUCCCUUCGGAAGGGUCAGCGCACGGGUUUCGUCGUUUCGCUGCCAAUCGCAAUAUCCAGUUUCCGUGUCACAGUAACUAGCUGCCAGGUUUUGGAGUGCCGCAAAUGACCACAUGUUCGCCGCACUGCAGAAUCCAUCUCGAUCAAAGAAGACAGGACAGUAUUUAAUGCUGUCGAUAAGCUCCUCCACUAUGCCAGCCUCGAAGAAACCCUUUUGAUUGUGCUCAUUAUUGUAACUCAGAAUCCAAAUUGACUCGGAUGCAUGUGCGAUAGCAUUCCCAGCUUCGCUACCGAUUGCGAUAAUGUGGUCUAAGUCACUUUCUGGGUUCAUUUUCUCGAUGGAUUUAAUUGCUUUCAUUCCGGAAUGAAUGACAUCUUUCAGACUUUCGAAGAUCUGACCAUUGUCGGCAAGGCCGAUGUCCAUUCGAUUUGCGGCAUUGCGGGUGGUACACAAAUGCAGAACUUCCGCAGCGUCAGCACGCACGCUUAAUAUUUCGCUGGAUCUGACGGUUUCAACAAGUGAAGAUAUCACGAAUGGGCAAAUAUCUUUUUGAGCUUUCGCGGUUACUUCUGACGGAUUGGGGCGGACAAGACUUUCAUUGUCACCACGCAGUUGUUUGCUUAAGUCUUUUAGUUUCGAAGAGCCCAAAAUUUCAGCCGACGCAAUUGAGACAACGAGUGGAAGUACAAAGGCACGCAUCUUGGACUUCCUUCGUUUCAUCCGAUACAACUCAUUGAAUACAAUUGAACUCGAUCUCAAAUCAAAUUUUCAACCGGUAAGUGCAGAAAGUAGAUUUUCUUCUGUAAAAAUCAUCACAGCUUUGCUUCUUGCUCGGAACUGAACGAACGGCAUUACAGUAGCGCGUGUGCGAUUCCGUUCGUACGUACGGUACCGGUACGUACGUAAGGUGCUCGUACUACCCUGAGGGAAAGUACGAUACGAGUAGGAACGUGAUACGACUACCAAUACCAAUGCAGACACGACUACCAGCGUCCUACGCUUCGGUCAAGUACAUACAGUACUUCUGAUACGUUCAGUACGGAACGUAUUUCACUGCAUUUAGAGAGUUCGUAAGGUAGAUACCGUACCGAUAGUACGGGAUCUUUUUUUGAAAGGGUUCACCCCUAGUUCCUACGGUAAGUACUCGUAGUUCCUAACCCCCCGCCUAGUCGUCACGUGUGCGUACGAGUACGAGGUCAGGGGUCUAAAUUAUGACCCCUGUACGAGGUACCGUACAGUCGUUGCAAAAUUCGUGAUUCAGGCAGUACGGUACCGGUACGUACAGUACGGGUUGCCGGUUAAAAGCUGUGGUUGAUCCAAUUUAUUACUAGGGCUCACUAUUCCAGAUCUCUACCAAAGCCAAUCGUAAUUCUGAAACAUCAAGUCAUGAUAAUGCGAGGGCUUUGUACAGCUUUGUCGGCAAGUCCGAUGUCGAUGGCCAUGGGUUCAGCUUUGUCAGCAAAUCCUGUAUCGUUGAGUUUUGGCUCGAACCUUGAGAACGCCGAGAACUACAACUCCACGAUGAUCAUAGGGAAGCCUAAUUCGUUGAAAAAAAUCUUACCAGAUUUGUUGGAACCUAUUGGCCUGAAGAACCUCGAUUCUCCGAUUUAUGAUGCCAUGUUAGAAGGGAUUGAUUCUGACAAAGGAGGAGAGUCCACAACGAUGAUUAAGCUCGACACUGAUGCUGUUGUCCACAAAGUUAUUCUUGGAGCUCUGCCUUCCAAGGUAUCUAGGCACAACCAUCCAAUGUCGGUCCAUUCACUCACGAAGCUAGCAGGCUCUGCCAAAGGAAAUUCUCGUGUUGUGAUUCUUACGGACGACUUUGCAAUUGGACCCCUCGCCAGCAGCGUAGCAAAAGCCUUUCCAUUAUUUUCAUUGAAAUCCAACAAACCUGCAGAGAGAAAGGUUGAUGUGGCAUUUUGCAAAUCAGAUGGUACCUUUGUGGACAACAGCGAGCAGCUGAAGGCGGCUCAAACUGUUGCCUCUGGAGUGCAACUCGCUGCGCGGUUGGUAGACUCACACCCGGAACUGUUGACCACAACUCAAUUUGCAGAAGAAGUAGAAAGUUUGGCCAAGAUGAAUCCAAAAAUUUCCUUCAAACAGUUGGUUGGAGAUGAACUGAAAUCAUACGGUGGACUUUAUGGAGUUGGGAAAGCAGCAGUUUGUCCACCCCGACUUGUUCUACUCGAGUAUGAUGGCGGUGGCGACGAAACUGUGGCGCUGGUAGGAAAAGGUAUUGUCUAUGACACAGGUGGUCUCUCCUUGAAACCAAAAGUAGGUAAGGAUCGACUUUGGACCUUUUGAUGUUAAGUGACAAUAAUUUUCAUUGCACUGAGAAAAGCUGACGUGGUUGAGUGCUAAUGAAACUUAUUUCUUCUUUCAUUUUAUUGCAGGAAUGUGCGGUAUGAAGCACGAUAUGGGCGGUGCAGCAGGACUUGUGGGCGGUUUCUUCAGCGCCGCCGAACUUGGAGUGAAGAAAAAGGUUCACUGUAUCUUAUGUCUGGCAGAGAACGCAAUCGGCCCGACGGCAUUCAGAAAUGACGAUAUUCUUUCGAUGUACAGUGGGAAAACGGUGGAGGUGAAUAAUUGUGACGCAGAGGGUCGCCUUGUGCUGGGAGACGGAGUUGCCCACGCAACAAAACACAUCGAAAAUCUUGAUUUGGUGGUUGAUAUGGCCACUCUCACCGGAGCUCAGUUGGUUGCCACUGGCAAGAAACACGCUGGAAUACUUUCAAACGAUGAAGAUGUAGAAAAACGAGCGAUGAAAUGCGGCAUGCAUUCGGGUGACCUUUGUUUUCCCUUGCUGUACGCACCCGAGCUGUUGAUGGACGAAUUUAAAUCGGAAGUCGCAGAUAUGAAAAAUAGCGUCAAAGAUCGAUCCAAUGCACAAACUUCUUGCGCUGGUCACUUUAUCGAGUCGCACUUAGAUGAAUCUUACGAGGGUGGCUGGCUUCAUGUCGAUAUGGCAGGCCCUGGAACAAAAGGCGAGCGAGCAACUGGGUAUGGAGUUGGACUAGUAUUGAGCUUGCUUGAUGCUCCUGGAUUUUGAUUGGAUGCCGACAUCUAUAUUUCGGCAUCGACUGCAUGGGUUGAAAUGUUAUUUCGAGAAGAAGUUUGAUCUAAAUAAGAUUCAUUCGUCUAACCGCUAAAGUCUACAAACUACAAGCUCUAGAUCUUUCCAAGUCAUUCCAUAGCUGCCUGCCUUCAAGCGAUUCUACGAUUCAACUUUCUCGGUUCUUUUGAUGAAACUCCACUGCUUGCAUUAGUCUACCGUACGGUUGUACCGUACGCAUAGUACGUAAUACAGGUACGAAUACAAAUCAUAACGAACAGGAACAGCACAGUACGUAGGGACUCGUAACAUGAGUACGACUGAGGAGAGUUCUUCGGAAGUUCGGAUUUUGUUUUUGAAUAAUGUAUCCCCCACUGG
Messenger RNA from Pseudo-nitzschia multistriata, 4287 nucleotides. The record is from the annotation of a GenBank genome assembly. Lineage: Eukaryota; Bacillariophyta; Bacillariophyceae; Bacillariales; Bacillariaceae.